UGCACCCCUCCCAUGGAGGGCACUGGUGCGGCCACUACCCAAGUGUUUAGGGAGGGCCCUCUGCAAGCCAGCCACCAGGCUAGGGCUUGGGCCACAGCCAAGCCCUUGCUCCCAUGGGGCUCACAUCCUGGUAAGGAGAGACAUCGUAAAAAAAACCCGAAAUAGACAAUAUGUCCGUCGUAGUAAGUGCUCUGAAUCAAAACCGGGAAGGUGUGAGUGUGUGGGGGGGGGAAGCGUGAAGUUUUGCUCUUUUGUGAAGUUAUCAAGAAAGGCUUCCUGGAGGAGGUGCCAUCUGAGCAGAAACCUGAAGACCCUAGGGAGGGAGUUACAGACAAGUGGGAGACGGUCCAGGUGGCCCCGCAAGAGCAAAGACCCUGCAGUGGGAGCAGCUUGGUGUGUUCCAGGAACUGUAGAGAGGCCAGUGUGGCUGGUCCACAGGUUGCCGGAGGGAGAGGGGUGGGGGAUGGGCCCCCCCCCAAACUGCGGGGCUCGCCAACCGUGGGGAGGACCUGGCAAGCUCUCCCAUCCACAUGCCUGCAUGAGGCCGCCCACGUCCAUGCCACAGGAGUCGAAGGAAUCCCAGAAACUGAAAGAAGAAGCAGAGCCCUCCUUGCGUCCUCCCUGCCCCCUCUUGCCCCCACCCCUGCCGAGACCAAAGUGACUUCCUCUUUCCACCCCAUUUAAGGCCCAGCCAGGGAGCGCCCCCACAGAAGGGGAGGCCCCGCAGUCCGGCCAUGGGGGACACCUUCAUACGCCACAUCGCCCUUCUGGGCUUCGAGAAGCGCUUCGUCCCCAGCCAGCACUACGUGUACAUGUUCCUGGUGAAGUGGCAGGACCUGUCUGAGAAGGUGGUAUACCGGCGGUUCACGGAGAUCUACGAGUUCCACAAAACGUUAAAGGAAAUGUUUCCUAUCGAGGCGGGGGACAUCAACCCACAGAACAGGAUCAUUCCCCACCUGCCAGCCCCACGGUGGUUCGACGGGCAGCGGGUCGCCGAGAGUCGCCAGGGCACCCUCACCGAAUACUGCAAUGUGCUCAUGAGCCUGCCUGUCAAGAUCUCUCGCUGCCCCCACCUCCUCAACUUCUUCCAGGUGCGCCCUGACGACCUCAAGCUCCCCACGGACAGCCAGGUGAAAAAGCCAGAAACCUACCUGGUGCCGAAAGACAAGAGCAUUACGGACAUCACAGGCCCCAUCAUCCUGCAGACGUACCGGGCCAUCGCUGACUUUGAGAAGACCUCGGGCUCCCAGAUGGCUCUGGCCACGGGUGAUGUGGUGGACGUCGUGGAGAAGAGUGAGAGUGGCUGGUGGUUCUGCCAAACGAAGACAAAGCGAGGCUGGGUCCCGGCGUCCUACUUGGAACCCCUGGACAGUCCUGAUGAGACAGAGGACCCAGAGCCCAACUAUGAAGGUGAGCCCUAUGUCUCCAUCAAAGCCUAUACCGCCCAGAUGGAGGAUGAAGUGUCUCUGCAGGAGGGCGAAGCCAUUGAGGUCAUUCAUAAGCUCUUGGAUGGUUGGUGGGUCAUCAGGAAAAACGACAUCACAGGCUACUUCCCAUCCAUGUACCUACAGAAGUCCGGGCAGGAUAUAGCCCAGGCCCAACGCCAGAUCAAGAGCCGAGGGGCACCGCCCCGCAGGUCGUCCAUCCGCAACGUACACAGCAUCCACCAGCGGUCGCGGAAGCGCCUCAGCCAGGACACUUACCGGCGCAACAGUGUUCGUUUUCUGGAGCAGCGUCGCCGCCAGGCGCGGCCGGGACCGCGGAGGGCAGGGAGCCCGCGCCCGAUAGGGGAGCAGCCUGAGACCGAGAGCGCAAAGCCACAGCCCGCGGUGCCCCCGCGGCCCAGCGCGGACCUCAUCCUGCACCGCUGCAGUGAGAGCACCAAACGGAAGCUGGCUUCCGCCGUCUGAGGCCGGGCCACUCCCCUAGAUGGCGUCCUGGCCUCUCCGCCCUGUCCCGCCCCAUCCCUGUAUACACGUGUAUAGAUCCAGAAGUCUGGAUGCCUCCCGCAGUCCCGGCCUCGCCCGGCUAACUAUUCAGCGCUCUCAAUAAAUGUUGCUUGGAGUGGGCAGAAGUCCUGCAGAGCAGCGGGGCGGGCUGGGCUGGGCUCGCCCUUGGGGGUGUUUAUAGAAUUAGGACUGAGGGCUGUGAGCUCUGCUGGGGCGGGAGGUUGGGGGAAGUUGCGAGAACCAAGGUCCGGUUGCACACUGCCCUGGCUUUGGCCGAGACUAAGUUUGCACGGGGCCAAGUGCAAUAAGAACGCCCCGCACCCCCCGCCCCCGCGCUGGCUGUUUGGACAGAAGCUGCCUGCUAAAACUUUGGUCCCACUGCAGAAGAGUUCUGAAGAAGGGUGCCACAGCGCGCGGUGUGUGCACCUUAGUUCGGUGACAAAGAAAAAUUGUCAUCUAGGAAUAGGGAGGGAGCACCUUUGAUUAUUCGCUGCCCAGUUAGGAGGUUGUACCAGAAAGCAAUUACUCAUUCAUGAGCAGACCCUCACCGCCCCCACCAGCCCUGCUGCCAGACCAUGGCUCAAAGUCUUUGCCGGUGGAUCUUUUGCAAAAUGCAAAGACACCAACCAGGGUGCAACCUGGAGCUGCAAAUCUUGCUAAAGCAGGAGCUUAUCAGGAAGGCAGUGGGUGACAGCUACCCCUCCUUAUGUGGGAGGUGGCACAAGAGGAUGGACAAGGCUGGUUCCUUCGAGAUAAGGGGACUGAUGAUUCUCAAGAGAAUAAUUUGACCAGCGCAAUGAUUGAAAGAGGCCUUGAGAACAUCACUGGGCCCUUUGCUUUUUGCACAUGUGGUUUGCUGGAAAAGUCCAGCCCCUCAAACGCUAUCAUGCAAAGCUGUGGGAGAAUUGACCACCGACCAUCCCAACCCCUUUGCUUGUUCAGUUGCAAGUAUAAUUAAAAAAACAAACUGUGUGAGAUAAAAUACAGAUUUUCUUAAUUUUUAGUUUCAUCUUUUCCAAGCUAAGGUCCCGAUCCAACGU
Mirounga angustirostris (Northern elephant seal) is the source of this 2989-nucleotide messenger RNA. It is a transcript of the gene NCF1, whose product is annotated as neutrophil cytosolic factor 1. Gene Ontology annotation, molecular function: protein binding; phosphatidylinositol binding; superoxide-generating NADPH oxidase activator activity. Lineage: Eukaryota; Metazoa; Chordata; Mammalia; Carnivora; Phocidae. Gene Ontology annotation, cellular component: cytoplasm; NADPH oxidase complex. The record is from RefSeq and is a predicted model, not a curated record. The transcript has 11 exons. Gene Ontology annotation, biological process: respiratory burst; superoxide anion generation. Bases 735 to 1910 code for a protein of 391 amino acids.